Molecule: messenger RNA, 1029 nt
Organism: Tigriopus californicus
Lineage: Eukaryota; Metazoa; Arthropoda; Copepoda; Harpacticoida; Harpacticidae
Source: RefSeq, a predicted model, not a curated record
GUGUUAAAGUAAUGUGCUGAACACAAGGAUGAGUGAGGCAGUUAAAAGUCGCACAGCGCCUAAAGACAACUUGGACAAAGUGGGGAAGGAUCAUGCAACCAGAGGGGGAGCCGAAUACCUGCAAGAUGUUCUUGGUGACGUGUUAGCUGGUGCUCUGUCCUCGGUGGCACGGGAACGGCCACCUGAUCCAAUCCAAUUUGUGGCCAAUUACUUGUACAAGGUUCGACAAGAACAACUACAUGCCGACGAGGGCGAAAGGCAAAGCGAGGAUGAAGACAGUGGGCAUUUUGAAGAUCAAGAAGCUCCUUCAAAUAAGAGCUCCUCAACGGGUUCCACUUUGGAGUUAGGAGGAAGAGGGUGGAAGUCGGUCAAAUCUUCAGGGGCUCAGGCUAGAUCCGUUCAUUCCAAGCACAGUCAACUCACCAAGGGACCAUCCACGUCGUCCUCAACAGAGGGUGCUCCUUAUUCACGCCAUCACCACCAUCGGCGGCAUCAUCACACCCGCCAAAGGUCAAGACGUAGACGCACAGCGCAAAGCGAGCCCGCUCACUCUGUUACCUCUCCUGCGUCUUUAACCUACAACCCCAAGAAGCGGGACGAGAGCGGACCGCGCUCGCGUAGCCUGACCGGCCCACGCAUUUAUGAAAAGAAUGACCCUCGUCGGAUGUACAGUAAAAAGGUGCCCAUUGCUGCGCUUGAAGGAGCGGAAUAUCGCAAACGCCGCGGUCUGCGCCUGCCUCCAAUGAUAGACUCUCCAACGGUCAACUCAGAAAUUGAGGACGUCAAUUAUGACAUCAAAGGCAAGGCCAAGCCUAAACAACUCCAGCCCAUGGAUUACAUGGACCGUUUUGAUUGGCAGCGUCACUUGAAAAAGAACAAAAAACUCAUGAAAGAGAAUCGAAUCAUCAACAACAUGAUCUAGGCCCUUGUAGCAGGCCUCGCCAGAGGCAAAUGCAAUAACAACUUGACUCGCUCCAUGUUGCGCUGUGCCUUACCACAUCAUGGUGGUCAAUAAUUCAUUAUCAUUUG